This is a messenger RNA of Durio zibethinus, 1759 nucleotides long. The record is from RefSeq and is a predicted model, not a curated record. Lineage: Eukaryota; Viridiplantae; Streptophyta; Magnoliopsida; Malvales; Malvaceae.
CUAUAAAAUGACAAAUCAUCUAACUCCUGUACUGCCCUUCCAAUUACAUGGAAUCAGGAUCCAAUGUCAGCGACAAACAUGUUAAGCACAUUUGUUUGUUGUUUUUAUAACUUUUUAUAUCGAUCUUAAGCAUCUAACCGUCAUACUCACAUAGAUUUAAAGCUAAAUGUUGGUUACCAAUACACACAUUCACCAUCUCCUACAAUAGCCAUCCUUAACCAUGGCAGCCUGGUUCGUUAUCUUCAUCAUCUCCAUCUCCAUCUCUGUUCUCCUCAUACUCAUCUUCAACUAUCUCUUUCAAACCCGAAAACCCUCUCGAAAUCUCCCACCAGGCCCCCUUCCUCUGCCCAUCAUUGGUAACUUGUUCUUGUUCCGCAAAUCUUUUAAUGACUUUCAGUGUAUACUUAAGUCCCUUCAUGCCAAAUUUGGUCCUAUAAUCACCCUCCACUUUGGUUCUCGCCCGGCUAUUUUCAUUGCCGAUCGCUUUCUUGCCCACCAGGCCUUGGUCCAAAAUGGUGCCAUUUUUGCUGACCGUCCUCCAGCUUUAGAUGGUAGAGAACAAGUUGUUAUCACCACUGCUCUCUAUGGCUCCACAUGGCGUGUGCUACGACGUAACCUUACAGCAGAAAUGCUCCAGUCUUCUCGUGUGAAAUCUUAUUCACAUGCGCGCAAGUUGGCGGUGGAAAGACUCUUGAAAGUCCUCAAGAUUCAGUCUAAAUCUGGUGAUCAUCCGGUCCAAGUGAUGGAACAGUUUCAACUCUCCAUGUUUAGCCUGCUAGUCUUCAUGUGUUUCGGAGACCAGCUUGAAGAAGAGAAAAUCAAGGAAAUAUCAGAUGUUGAGCGGAAAAUGAUGUUGAGUUUCAGUAAAGUGAGUAUGAUUUCUAUUUGGCCAAGAGUAACAAAAAUUUUGUUUCGUAAACAAUGGAAAAAGAUCUUCAAACUACAAGAAAAAUCGAAGCACUUGAUCGUCCCUUUGAUACUAGAGAGAAAGAAGGCAAAGGAAGAGAAGUUGAGUGAAGGCGAAAAUCAGGUCAGCAACAUAAAUGUCUCCUACGUUGAUACGUUGUUAGAUUUACAGCUACCAGAAGAGAAUAGAAUCCUUAGUGUCGAAGAAAUUCUUGGUUUAUGCUCCGAAUUUCUCAACGGAGGAACAGAAAAUACAUCCGCACUGUUGCAAUGGAUCAUGGCAAACUUGGUGAAGUAUCCACGUAUCCAAGAGAAGUUGUUCAUGGAGAUCAAAGGGGUCAUGGGAGAUGAUGACGAAAUGGUGAAAGAAGAUGAUUUAGAGAAGAUGCCAUAUCUAAAAGCAGUGAUCUUAGAAGGGCUAAGGCGACAUCCUCCUCUUCGGUUUUUGUUGCCUCAUGCAGUGACAGAAGAUGUGGUUUUAAAUGGUUACUUGAUGCCAAGAAAUGGGACAGUGAAUUUCAUGAUAGGAGACAUGGGAAGUGACCCAAAGGUGUGGGAAGAUCCAAUGUCAUUUAAGCCAGAGAGGUUUUUAUGUACCGAUCAUAACAAGGAUGGAAAGGAAUUUGAUAUAACAGGGAGCAAGGAGAUUAAAAUGAUACCAUUUGGGGCAGGAAGAAGGAUUUGUCCAGGGUAUGCAUUGGCCAUACUUCAUUUGGAGUAUUAUGUGGCAAAUUUGGUCUGGAAUUUUGAAUGGAAAGCUGUGGAUGGAGAUGAUGUCAACAUGGAAGAAAAGCACGAGUUCUCAGUAAGGAUGAAGCAUCCAUUAAAAGCCCUUAUAUCUCCAAGAUUUUGA